Molecule: messenger RNA, 1970 nt
Organism: Cryptococcus amylolentus CBS 6039
Lineage: Eukaryota; Fungi; Basidiomycota; Tremellomycetes; Tremellales; Cryptococcaceae
Exons: 13
Coding region: 1-1818 (605 amino acids)
Biological process (GO): amino acid transmembrane transport
Cellular component (GO): membrane
Molecular function (GO): amino acid transmembrane transporter activity
Source: RefSeq, a predicted model, not a curated record
AUGGCUACAAAAGGGCGCCCUUUCGCGUCCAUCUCCCCGGUACCAACUGCUGUCGAUAAUGUCCAGCUACGACGAGAAAGAAGACAGCAGCUCAAGGAUACCUCGGUCAUCUAUGAGGUCAACACAGGUGUAGAAUCACCUUCCGACCUGGUUCCUCACAAUGGUCUUCACCGUACUCUCAAGCCUCGCCAUGUCCAAAUGAUCGCUAUCGGCGGAGUCAUCGGCACAGGUCUCUUCCUCGGUACCGCUGGUGACCUUCAGAACGGUGGCCCUGCAGGACUCCUCAUCUCCUACGCCGUCAUGUCCAGUCUCUUGUUUGCCAUCAUGACCUCUUUGGGUGAGAUGGUCUCGCACCUCCCCAUUCCGGGUGGACAGUUUGCUCUCGCGGGACGAUUUGUCUCAAAAGAAUUGGGCUUUGCCAUGGGAUGGCUGUGGUGGUUCAACUACAUCGUCUUUCUUCCUGCCGAAGUCUCUGCAUGUGCCGUGCUUAUCUCUUACUGGACUCCGAAGGGCACUGGUGAUGGCACUUGUACCGCGGGCAUCUGCAACAAUGCCAUGUGGGUCGGCAUCGUUUUGAUUGUGGUCUGGGCUAUCAAUUUUGCUGGUACCAAGUACUAUGGCGAGUGUGAAUUUUGGUUCGCCUCACUCAGAAUCAUCACCAUCAUCGGUCUCAUCAUUAGCGGCAUCAUCAUCACCAGCGGCGGUGGACCCAACCACGAGACUAUCGGCUUCAGGUUCUGGAAUGAGACUGGCGGUCUCAUGCAGUACGAGGGUAUUGUUGGUGCUAAAGGACGUUUCCUCGGCUUCUUCGCGACUCUGAUUUCGGCUGCUUUCGCUUUCAUCGGGUCGGAGAUCACUGCUAUUGCUGCUGCCGAGACCGCGGACCCUCGCAGGGCAGUUCCCCGUGCUAUCAAGUCAGUUUGGAUUCGACUCGUGCUGUUCUAUCUCACUAGUGCUUUCCUCAUCGGCCUCCUCGUCUCUCCGUCAGAUCCUUCUCUCAACCUCAGCAGCACCGCCGCCAAAUCGCCCUUUGUCAUCGCCAUGAAGAACGCUGGUAUCAGCGUCCUCCCUUCCAUCGUCAAUGCCGCCCUCCUCACAUCCGCAUGGUCCGCCGCCGUUGCAGACCUCUACAUCUCCUCUCGCUCUCUGUACGCUAUCACUCUCCGGGACGACUCUCCCAGGUGGUUCAAGUCUACGCUUCUCAAGACAAGGAAAGCGGAUGUGCUCCCGUGGGUUUGCGUCUGUGUCUGUGCGGCGUUUAGUCUUUUGUCGUUCAUGGCUGCCGACUCUGGUCAUUCGGCGGGAACUGUCUUUGGAUACUUCGGAAACAUGACAGCCUACUGUGGUAUCAUCUCCUGGUCAUGCGUGCUCUUCACCGGCAUUCGAUGGAGGAAAGGCCUCCAGUUGCACUCUAUUGACCGGACUUCUCUCCCUUACAAAGCACCCCUCCAGCCUUAUCUCAGCUACUACGGCUUGACAAUCUGCAUCAUUGUGCUCAUCUUUGGAGGAUUUGCCAACUUCAUCCAAGGUUUCAACACUUCUGGAUUUAUCACGACCUACUUCCCUGUACCAUUCUUCCUCGUACUCCUCUUUGGCUACAAGAUCAUCAACAAGACAAAGCUGGUCAAGUACGAAGAUAUGGACUUUUACACCGGCUCGUCCGCAGAUAUCCCCACUGAUGAGACGGCUCCCUCUAACCUUUGGGAGAAGUUGAAGGAGAACAUCUGGUCUAUAUUUGUCGUAGUGGACGGCGUGGAGGUAAUUUUGGGACUUGGAUUUUUUGGGUCGUUGUAUGCGAUGAGUUUUCGCCUUUUUUGAAAUGGGGGCAAUAGAUGCAUUAAUUCUUGAUCCAUCAUACCUCUCUUUCGUUUCAUGUCCAAAUGCCAUUGCCCCCUUCAUUAUCCACACCAUCCACCCCUCCACUCCACCCCUGCUCGCCUCCAUCGCCCCCAAACAGAUAACCAGGCCAG